CACGUAGUCUAUCGAUGGCGCUACACGGUCUGACACGAGACAUGUGAGUGGUCUGGUUGGAUCUGGUACACGAGGCGAUCCUUUCAGCUAGAUUGGAAAUAUAUAUUUGGAUUCUUGUUUCUUGUGUGAGUUUUGAUUUCUCGUUGCGAGCUCGAUUGAGAAGUACGGAAGGAUGUGGUUCAGUGGCAAUAUCCCGGAUGCCAUCGCCUCGGCGAAAUCUCAGGAUGCUCUGCUCCUCGUUUUCUUGGCAGAUGAAUCAGACAGUUCCAAGAUGGUGAAGUCAAUGCUGGAAGGAGCGGAGUUGAGUGGCCAAUUCUCAAACCCAAAGCAGUUUGUGGCUCUGAAGUUGGACAAGGAUACAACUCCAUUCAGACAGUUUUCUGAAAUUUACCCAGUAGUAUGCAUUCCCAGCAUAUUCUUGAUUGGACGCAAUGGAACCCCCUUGGAAGUUAUAGGAGGAGCAGUGGAUGCAUCUUUCAUGAAAGAGAAGAUCAUGGGGGCCCUUGCCUUGCACAAAGGGAAGGAAGUAGCAUCUGGAGAGGGAUCUCAUCCUGUUCCAUCACAAGACAGCAGUGGAGAAGCUAAUUCAAGUGAAGGGGCCAGUGCUCAAAUAUCUGCUGAUGGAAGUGGUGAAAUGGACCAGGGUGCCAGUGAUAGCACUGGAUCUGAAUGUAGAAGUGUUGAGGAGCGAGUGGAACAUACAAAAAAGCUUUUGGAGCUCCGACGGGAGCAAAAGAGGCAAGAGGAGCUUGAGAAAGAGAAGGAGAAAGAGCGUGAACGGAGGAGAACUGGACAGGAGCUGCAGAAGUUUCGUGAAAAGCAAGAGGAGGAAGAAAGGAUGAAGGCAGCUGCUGAGAAUAAAAAAGAUCGAGAUGAGGAGCGCAUGGCACGAGAGCGAAUCCUUCAGCAGAUUCAACAAGACAGAGCUGAACGUUCAGUAAGGUGGUCAGCAGAAAAGAGUGCUAAGAUGGAAGCUCAAGAGUCCAGGCAGAAAGAGGAAGCCAAUCGAAAAUGGAAGGAGGAGCAGGAGCGACUAGCUGCCAGCAGUUCUGUAGCACGCAUCCAGUUUCGCCUGCCAGAUGGGUCCCAACGUGUACAUGAUUUUGAUCCAGAUGCUACACUGCAAGAAGCUUGGGAUUGGGCAAAAGGGAACAUAUCUCUACCCUAUUCCCGCUUCACUCUCAGCACUCUAUAUCCACGGAGACAAUUUGAGAAUGAAGAGUUUUCUUCAACCCUUCGGGAUCUCCUCCUUGUGCCUACAGCUGUUCUUCUGAUACUGCCUGCAACAGUGGGAACUCGAGAUGUACGAGCAAGUGGGGAUGGAGGCAGCUCAGUUGCCUCACUCCGGUCCUUGUUCUGGACCAUUUGCUCUCCGUUGGUGGCUGUAUUCAACAUGUUGAUGGUUUUGCUCUCUUCUUUCCUCCCGAGCUCUUCACCCCCUUCUCGGCCACUUCCACCACCUAAUUCCUCAACCCCACCUCCUUCAGCAUCUGCUCUUCCUAGCCGGCCGUCUGGAUCAUCUGGACUCAUUCUGACUGUUGUCUGUUCCCUUCUGCUGCCAUUGGAGUUUUCCUCCCUAAAUCCAUCUGUGAAGUGGGAGAUGAGCAGUGGAGAUGGGGAUGGACUCCAAAUCAAAAAGGAGGAGAUUGAUGACAAGGAGAAGGAGGAAGAAUCCAAGCACUUCCAACGCAUUGUCAAUGCUUUUCAGUACUACAGGAUUCAUUGCCUGGAGCGUGUGAACCACACGCUGAGCCACCUCCUAUCACUGAAUUUGAGGCACCAGGAGAUGCUGACCAAGUACAGAGAGCACCUGACCUGUGUGCGCUCCUGCAUUGAACACAAUGCUAAGAUUGUAGACUUAAUUGUUGCUGAUGCCAAGUACCUCUAUGUUAAUGCAGCACAUGAAACUAUUAGAUCCUGUAACCCAAAGCAGGCAUCAAUGGCUGACAUGGACAAGGUCCAGAGCACCCUGAAGCAGUUUGUCAGAGAUUGGAGCAGUCUUGGGCAAGAAGAGCGUAAUGCCUGUUAUGGCCCCAUCCUCAGGGCUCUAGUCCAUGCCUUUCCUCCUGAUGAAGUACCUGCAGGAAGCGUGAGAGUCCUGGUGCCUGGAGCAGGGCUUGGACGUCUAGCAUUUGAGAUAGCUAGUCUAGGUUUUGAAUGCCAAGGGAAUGAGUUCUCCCUCUUUAUGCUCCUUGCAUCCAACUUUGUCCUCAACAAGUGUAGUGGAGUGGACAUGUACACUCUAUAUCCAUUUGUGCACCAGUACAUCAACAACCUGAAUGCAACUGACCAGGUGCAAGCCAUCAAAUUCCCGGAUGUUAAUCCCAGCUCAAUUUCCCUGGAAACUGAGUUCUCCAUGGCUGCUGGUGACUUCCUCAAUGAUAAUGGCAAAUAUUGUAAUAGGAUCCUGAGUCCAGGAGGGAUCUGGAUCAACCUGGGUCCUCUGCUAUAUCACUAUGCUGAUAUCCCUGGGGAGGUCUCCAUUGAACCUGCAUAUGAUCUCCUUCACGAUCUCAUUCUUGCCUGCGGCUUCACCUUCUUGGUGGUGCAGGAGGAAGAUACAGAUGUGCUGACGACAUAUGCUCAGAAUCCAUACAGCAUGUUGAAGAGUGAGUAUCGCUGUGUAUUCUCAGUCUGCUUGAAGCCCAAAGAGGACAGCUCUUCAAUUGGUGCUUGA
Darwinula stevensoni is the source of this 2677-nucleotide messenger RNA. The record is from the annotation of a GenBank genome assembly. NCBI's taxonomy places the organism in Eukaryota, Metazoa, Arthropoda, Ostracoda, Podocopida, Darwinulidae.